Papilio polytes (common Mormon) is the source of this 1774-nucleotide messenger RNA. Its product is annotated as CKLF-like MARVEL transmembrane domain-containing protein 4. The transcript is spliced from 4 exons. The coding region runs from base 207 to 713 and encodes 168 amino acids. Gene Ontology annotation, cellular component: membrane. The record is from RefSeq and is a predicted model, not a curated record. Lineage: Eukaryota; Metazoa; Arthropoda; Insecta; Lepidoptera; Papilionidae.
UUCCAUUCUCAUUCCGCGCCCGCGCCCGCGCCACUCUGCUACACUCGUCGGUCGUCGCUCGACACGUACACGACGCUCGCUCGCUCGCCAGACAAAAAUGUGUUACGGGUCAUUAGUGCACUAAGUUUCUAGUGACAGUGUUCGUGUGUUAAACACCUAGAAACUUUUGUUUUUUUUUCGCUCCCUCCAAGGACAUAUUCUAAAGGAUGAUGGCUCCCGAGACAGUGGUGACCGUAGACCCCAACAAGCCUUCCCCGCAGCAAGCGCCGCCGCCGCAGCAGCAAGGCGGACCGCUAGACUGGAUCAAAAUUAACAUAGAUUACUUUAAAGCACCACCGGGAUUGUUAAAGAUCGUCCAAUUGAUCAUCGGCAUCCUGUGCAUGGCGCUGGGCUCGCCGUGGGCAUCCGCAUGGUUCGUCUUCGUCGCCGUCACCUCCUUCAUCACCACUCUCAUGUGGAGUUUCGUCUACUUACUCAGCAUCAGAGAAGCUUUAAAAUUACCCAUCAAUUGGGUCUUAUCUGAAUUGAUCAGCACGAGUUUGGAGACGUUCUUUUAUCUGAUCGCAUUUAUAGUGAUGUUUACGACGGUCACUGGACACUAUGCGAGCAACGUUGCAGCCGCUGUAUUCGGUAUGUUCAACACGCUGGCGUAUGCAGCAAGUUCAUUUUUGCUGUUCAAGGAGCACAAAGCCAGCGUUGCGGCGGCUUCGUGAAAUCUAUUCUCCUGCGCAGGCGCAUUAUUUUGAACAAUGUUUUGUUGUCUUUUCUUUCAAUUCACUUCACUGAAACCUGUUAGGGUUUCUAUUUGUACAGAAGUCAUAGUAAAAAUUUUGAAGGUUUAGAUUCAAGAUAUAUUCCAUAGAUACAUUUUUCUCUUUGUACUGCAUUUUUUAACAUUAACUUAAAUACUAGAAACACUUUUAAAUUUAUAUAAAGGCACUAUUUUAAAUUAUUAUUUGGACUAUAAGAGCUAUGUAUCAAUAAAUAAGGCCAUAGAUUUUGUACCUACUUUUGUUAAGGAAGUAUAGAGUUUAAUACGGUUUAUCAUUUUCUAUUUAUUAUUUUUAAUGUGUUCAUUACGAAUGUGUUGACAUUAUGACUUUGUUAUAGCCUUUAUUUAAAAUUUGAUUAAUUUAAUAUGUGUAUUUUUAAAAAUAUAUGUUAAAAAAUUGACUAAAUAUAUAAAAUUAAUAUGCACAUAUUUUCUAUUCAUAAUGUAUGACACGUUAUUCGUGGUUGUUUUUGUAAUACUUACAUUUUAGCUUAGCUAGUCUUAAUAAGGGUUCACAAAAUAAUAUAUUUUUUAUUAUAUCUACUUUAUAACGAAAAUCAAAACCAAUGUAAUCGAUCAUGUACUGCGUUUGUGAGGGUUUUAAAACAAUAAUAGCAAAUUCCACUUUCCCGAAGUAUUUUAAAAAUAUAAUUAUCUCUGUUUUUUUAUAUGAGUGGGAUAGAAAUGUUUUUAUAUGUGCUUCGAUAACAGAAAUAUACAGUUAGAAAGCCUAUUUUAUUGCUGUUUAUUUAUAUAUUUUAAGAUUAGAUCGGUUGAGGUACAUACUCGUAUCGUGUGUAGUAUGCAGAAUACCUAAACAGUACUGUGUAAGAAACUCGAACAAAAUUAUUUUAAUUCACUCGAUUACGUUUCAAAGAUUUAAACAUCGUUUUAUUAUGUACGUGUUAAUAUUUGAUACCUAAGUUUGUAAGGACAUUAAACGCCCAAUAGUUAAUUUAACUAAUUUGUAAAAAGUAAAUAAAGUUUAUUUUAACAUUCUAA